Molecule: messenger RNA, 222 nt
Organism: Colletotrichum spaethianum
Lineage: Eukaryota; Fungi; Ascomycota; Sordariomycetes; Glomerellales; Glomerellaceae
Product: leucoanthocyanidin dioxygenase
Exons: 1
Coding region: 1-222 (73 amino acids)
Source: RefSeq, a predicted model, not a curated record
AUGUCUUUCACGUCGAUUCCGAUACUCGACCUCGCCUUGGCGCAGGACCCCGAGACGAAGCCCCAGUUCCUCGACGACCUCCGCCAUGCACUAAUGGAAGUCGGCUUCCUGUAUCUCAAAAACGUCGGCAUCCCCGACGAAUUGUUCCAGAGAGUGAUUAGGGAGGGCAAGGCAUUCUUUGACAUUCCGACCGAGGAAAAGUACGGCGAGCUUCUUGUUUGA